UAAAGUAUACAAACGCCCCCAUAAAUUAGUAUUCCUAAAUGAGUCACACCUUAAUAAAGUCGGUUCGUUUUAAAGUUCCCUAUCUUUUCGUAGGUUGGUUGAGGUUAAAAAGUUAACCGGGUGGUGAUAAAUAGGGUGACGUAAUAGCGCCGUCGACGUCGCGGCGCUGUCGUCGUCCAUGAUGAUGUCGUCCGUCUGUCGUCCGCGUUAACGUUUCGCGGAGGCAGAUCGCUAAAGAAGGUGUCCACGCACCGAGAAAGCGACGAUAUGAUUGUUUCGAGGGGGUGAUAACGGGCGAAAGAAAUUAAAGAGUGCCGCGGAAAAACAUGGUAGGAAUGGCGAGCAUGGACGACCACGAGAGAAAAAUCGUAAUGGAGUUCUGUCAUCUACUGGAAAAGUCGAAACAACUCUUCAACGGGUUAAGAGAUUUGCCACAGUAUGGCCACAAACAGUGGCAGGCUUAUUUUGGCAGAACUUUCGACAUAUACACGAAACUUUGGAAGUUUCAACAGCAACAUCGCCAAGUUUUGGAUAGUAAAUAUGGGUUGAAAAGGUGGCAGAUUGGCGAAAUUGCGUCUAAGAUUGGUCAACUUUACUACCAUUAUUAUUUAAGAACUAGUGAGACCAAUUAUUUGAAUGAAGCAUACUCGUUUUACGCAGCCAUAAGAGGUAGAGCUUAUUAUUCUCGAGCAGCAAAAGAAGAUAGAUCGGAACUUAUGGUAAAAAAAUUACGUUACUACGCUCGAUUUAUUGUAGUGUGUUUAUUACUACGAAGGAUGAAGCUCGUUCGAGAGUUAAUAAUCGAACUCGAUCGGCACAUAGCCGAUUACACGAGCACCUAUGAACCGGACGACCAAAUCGAAUGGAGCCUGGUGCUCGACGAGAUCAAAGCCUUUAUUAACGCAGAUUCCCUAGUUUCAGUUUUACAUCCCGAUACAAACCCGAUCGUUUUAUCCCAUAGGCUCAGUCCGCUCACUACACCGCCCGUUGAAAAAUCUCAGUUUAUGUCUUUGACGCUACAAGAAAUUUUAAUAGUCGGCAGCUCAUCGGAACAAGUUAAAUUUUCAGAGUUAACAAUGGAUAUGUUUAGGAUGAUACAAACGUUGGAAAGGGAGCCGCAAGAUGAUUAUAAUCAUAUUUAUGACGCGUCUCCUGCACCUGGAAGAGUCCCUUAUGGCGUUCCGGGAGCUAAAGGGUUUAUGGAAAACGGAGAGCGACCAUCAAGAAGAGAAAACCCUCACAAAUACUUGUUAUAUAAACCAACUUUAAGUCAAGUCUUAGUGUUUUUAGCGAGUGGUUUUAAAGAAUUACCAACGAACGGUGCUCUUCUUUUAUAUUUAUCCGCCGAUGGGUGCUUUUCGACUGUUAAACAUCCAGAAGAUAUGGGAUACGAUCUUGGAGGAGUCUUAACCAGCUCAAAACGCGAAGGCGAACAUAAAAAACAAAAAGAAGCCCAUUGUUUAUAUCCGGGUGAUUUAUACCCGUUCACCAGACGUCCUCUUUUCGUCAUCGUCGAUUCGGACAAUAGUUUUGUAUUUCAACACAUCCCAAGAUAUUUUGGCCAACCUUUAGUCACAUUGAUGUCACCUCAAGAUAUACCACCAGCAUUUCAAGAUCAACAGCAUAAUGGAUCUUUGUUCACUUUGUUCCUUCAUUCACCACUCACAGCAUUCUGUUACUGUUGCAACUUAACCAGUAUACCAAUCCAUCACUGGGAGAGAUGUCAAAGUUUCGUUGAUAGAUUCGUUACUGAAGCAUCAAGACUUUUUACAAGAUCUAGAGUUGGUGAGUAUGCUGAAGAAUCAUCGUAUCUUCAAUUCUUCGGUGACGAUUUCUUAAGAUUACUUCUUUUACGGUACGUAUUUUGCGACGUGGUGUUACACCUCCAUCGUGGGUUUCGGGGUCGCCAGUACAGGCCUCGGUGUCAACCGCCGCUACCGGAAGCGGAGCUCCUCGAGCAUCCGUCCUUACAACACCUGGUGCUGGAUCUGGCGGCUCACCUGGAGGUGCGAGCCCAUUUUAUGGAAAGCAACGAGAUCGACUGAUCCAGGGCUUCCUCCUCCCCGUCAAGGAGAAGGAGGAGGACCGUUGCCUCACAUCUUCUCCUCUGCGCGGUCGCGAUGCUCCUUUGGACUUACGGGGAUGCGCUGCGCCGCUUUUUUUGGACUGGCCCCGCGUUAGAACGGGGCAACCGCUCACAACAAGUUACGGCGCCUUCUAUUCAUACUCAUACUACGAAUCUCACCGCUAUUAAUAAUAAUAAUAAUAAUGAAAUGAUUAAUAAUACUAUUGCCGCUGAUACUACCGUAACUAUUUAUAAGACGAAAGUGAUAAUAGCCUCCUAUCCUCGUUCAAAGCUCGUUAUUAACGAAUAUAUCUUUACAUAACA
Molecule: messenger RNA, 2389 nt
Organism: Onthophagus taurus
Lineage: Eukaryota; Metazoa; Arthropoda; Insecta; Coleoptera; Scarabaeidae
Product: protein SCAI
Biological process (GO): DNA-templated transcription
Molecular function (GO): transcription corepressor activity
Source: RefSeq, a predicted model, not a curated record